This is a messenger RNA of Oryzias latipes (Japanese medaka), 1858 nucleotides long. It is a transcript of the gene bud13, whose product is annotated as BUD13 homolog. Gene Ontology annotation, molecular function: RNA binding. NCBI's taxonomy places the organism in Eukaryota, Metazoa, Chordata, Actinopteri, Beloniformes, Adrianichthyidae. Gene Ontology annotation, cellular component: RES complex; U2-type spliceosomal complex. Gene Ontology annotation, biological process: mRNA splicing, via spliceosome. The record is from RefSeq and is a predicted model, not a curated record.
CGCGACCCGUAGUUUCCCACAAUACAAAGAUGGCAGCGGUCGGUGGUGGAACCGGACCCGAGCUUUCUAAAGCUGAGUACUUAAAGCGGUAUUUAUCAGCUGACGACAACCAUGGUGCAUCUAAAGGAAAAGGCAAGAAGAAACGAAAAAAGCUUCCUGAAACAAGACUUAAAAUAGUAGACGAUGAUAUUGAUUGGAGACAAAUGGUCCAACAGCAGCCGGAUGUCGAAGAGGAUGAAGAGGAAGCUCCGGUGAUUGCAGAGUUCAUCGAUGAGCGGCCAGAAGAGGUGAAACAGAUGGAGGCCUUUAGGACCAGUAACAGAUGGAAAAUAGUUGGGGCGGAUGAAGACGAAGACAAAACAAUUGACGAAGAAAAUGAGCAGGAGGAGCCUUUAACAUCUAAAAAAAGUCGGCAUGACUCACCAGAGCUGUCAUCGAAAAGUGGGAGACAUGGUUCCCCUUUCAAAAAACCAAGACACGACUCUCCAGACAUUUCUCCUCCUAGGAGAGGACGCCAUGACUCUCCGGAUAAAUCCCCUCCCAGGAGAGGACGCCAUGACUCUCCGGAUAAAUCCCCUCCCAGGAGAGGACGCCAUGACUCUCCGGAUAAAUCUCCUCCUAGGAGAGGACGCCAUGACUCUCCGGAUAAAUCUCCUCCUAGCAGAGGACGCCAUGACUCUCCCAGCAAGUCUCCUUCAAGGCAACAUUUAAGGAAGUCUGGGAAAGUUAAAAGUAAAGAGUCUUCUCCCACUAGAAGGAAGCCCAGCUCAUCGUUACACGGUAAACCAAGGUCGCCAGAUGAUCGGCGGUCUCCUUUAGCUCAUAAGACUAAGGUUAGGCUGGAUUCAGACUCCGAUCAAUCUCCUCCACGGAAAAAGCAAUCGAAGCGAGAAGCUUCCGACUCUGACCAGUCUCCCCCUCGGAGACGCUCCAGAACAAGGCAGAGAUCCGAUUCCGACCAGUCUCCACCAAGAAAGCACUCGAGGAGUGGAAAGGACUCGGAUGGAGAUCUGUCACCACCACGGAGACCUGGCCAGUCUCAUGACCACAGGAUGCUUUCCGGAGGAAAGGCUGGUUUGGUAUCUGUGGAGAUUCUAAGGGAAGAGCAAAAGGAAAACCGACGCAGAGAAAAAAAGAAUCAACCUCUUGAAGAUGAAUCUCGUAAUGCGGAGACGGUCUUCCGAGACAAAAGUGGCAAAAGGAGGGAUUUGACCUCAGAAAGGGAGGAGCAGAAGAGAAAAGCAGGAGAAAAGGCUGCAAAAGAUGAAAAAUAUGCCCAGUGGGGUAAAGGGCUGGCUCAGAAUCAGAUGGAGCAGCAGAAGCUGGAGGACGCCCUGCUGGAAGCCCAGAAGCCCUUGGCCCGUCACCGUGACGACGAAGAUCUGGACCGCAUGUUGAGGGAGCAGGAGAGGGACGGGGAUCCCAUGGCUGCCAUGCUUCGGCGGAAAAAGGAAAAAAGCUCAAAAACACAAGACAAACCUCGCUACAAUGGACCUACGCCACCCCCAAACCGUUUCAACAUUCCUCCCGGUUACCGUUGGGAUGGAGUGGACAGGUCGAAUGGGUUUGAAAAGAAGCGCUACAUGCGUUUGGCGGAUAAGAAAGCCAUGCAGGAGGCAGCUUAUAAAUGGAGCGUGGAGGACAUGUAAAGGCACUAGACCAUCGUGUAGAUGGAACUGCAAACGGACACAUCUCAACAAAAAAAUGACCCAAAUGUUCCACCUCAUCUUUCCAAAUCUGUUUCAUUACAGAAAACUGUACACAGAAGUAAUGGAUCAUAGUGGCUUUAUUUUAAUUAAUGUACAAAAAAAGAAAAAUACUUUUGUGUCUGUUUUAAUAAACUCGAUUUUUUUGUAAA